UGCAGCAGGACGCUCAUUUUAAAGCACACAAAUCCGAUCUCCACGUGUCGCUCUCUGGAAAAAUGGCUGAGGCCAGUAUUUCAGUAGAUCAGGACCAGUUCAGCUGUCCAGUGUGUCUGGAUCUCCUGAAGGAUCCGGUGGCUAUCCCCUGUGGCCACAGCUACUGUAAGAUGUGUAUUAAUGGUCACUGGGAUCAGGAGGAUCAGAAGGGCGUCUACAGCUGUCCUCAGUGCAGAGACACUUUCACUCCAAGGCCUGUUCUACGCAGAAACACCAUGCUGGCUGAAGUGGUGGAGAAACUGAAGAAGAAGACUGAAGUCUCGUCUUGUUUUUGUGAAUACGACACUGAAUCAUGUGCAUCAGACAGAAGUAAAAAACAGAGUGGACUUAAUGAGGAGCAGAGGAAAUCCCAGCAGAGAAUCCAGGAGAAGCAGAAGAAGGUGCAGGAGCUGAAACAGGCUGUGAACACUAUAAAGCUCAGUGCACAGACAGCAGUGGAGGACAGUGAGAGGAUCUUUACUGAGCUGAUCAGCUCCAUGGAGAAAAAGCGCUCGGAGGUGACGGAGCUGAUCAGAGCUCAGGAGAAGGCUGAACUGAGUCGAGCUGAACGACUCCUGGAGCAACUGGAGCAGGAGAUUGCUGAUCUUCAGAGGAGAGUGACUGAGCUGGAGCAGCUUUCACACACACACGAUCACAUCCAUUUCCUCCAGUCUCUCUCUGCCUUAUCUGGACGUGACGACUCAUCAUCCAUUACUGUGCAUCAACAUCUCUCAUUUGAUGGAGUGAGGAAUUAUCUCUCAGACAUAAAAAAGCAAUUCUUCAACAAAAUCCCUUCAUAUGCGGUUUGGAUGAAUUUACCUUCAGAGCCUAAGACUCGAGAAGAUUUUCUACAACAUUUCUGUUGUCUGACUCUGGAUCUCAACACAGCACAUGGUUACCUCCGUCUGUGUGAGAAGGGCAGAGCGGUGAGACGCAGUAAGAAAGAGAAGCCGUACCCUCGUCACCCUGAGAGGUUUAACUCCAUCGCUCAGGUGCUGAGUAAGGAGAGUGUGUGUGGGCGGAGUUACUGGGAGGUGGAGAGGAGCAGUGAGGGAUGUGUGUACAUCUCAGUCUCGUAUAAAGGGAUCAAUAAUAAAGAGCAGCCGAGACAGACUAUAUUUGGGUACAACGAUCAGUCCUGGAGUCUGGUGUGUUCUCGGUCUCCUCUUUGUUUCUAUCACAACAACAUUAAGACCCAGUUUGGAGUUCCAUCACCUUCUAGAAUAGGAGUGUAUGUGGAUCACAGUGCAGGAACUCUGUCCUUCUACAGCGUCUCUGACACGAUGAAGCUCCUCCACAGAGUCCACACCACAUUCACUCAGCCUCUAUACGCUGGGUUUACUCUGUGGACUCCGGAAUCAGUUGUCAGGUUUUCCGAUCCACAAUAAUGUAUUAUUAAUGUAUAGUGUACCAUACCGAGCGCUGCCGAUUUCUGGAUUCUGAUUGGUCAGAAGGUGUUGAUGAAUUCCUUAUAACAGCAGCUCUGACAGUAGUGCAGCCGCAAAUCAUUAUCGUUUCCAUAAUAACAGCUCAUGUGUGUGUUUCUCGCAAGCAUUACAUCUAAAAUACCAAGAAGUACUGGAUAAUGUACAACUCCAACAUCAGGAUCCUGAGAAAUUUACUGUAUUUAUAGUCAUUUAUUUUUACGAUUCUAACCAGCUGCUGCUACAUUAAACCCACUUAUUACACAAAGCAUAGACCGAAGAAAUCAUAAAUAAAAUAAAAUAAAUAAAUCUCAUAAUUCUUGUGGCUUCAAGUGUCCACUAGAGUCCUCUUAAUUUUUUUUUAAUUUCUUAAAAUUUAAUGAAAAAUAAAGGAAUCAUUUAAAAUGAACUAGGUUUUAUUGCAGCCUAGACAUGAACUUUAAAUGAUAAAUGUGGGCAGAGAGAGAUUUCUGUAUUUUAAUAGAAUGUAUAAAGCUGUUCAUUAGUGACGUGUCGUUCUCCAACGAGUCGGCUCGCAAGUGCAGUUGGAAGGGUUUUUUUUUCUUUUUUGAUUUUCUUUGCUUUCCAUUUUCCCUGUUUUCUUUCUUUCCUUGAAGUGUAUAUGGUUAAAUCAUAUUUUAAAAUCAAAUAGAAUUGUAUAAUAGGCUAAUCCAGUUGAGUUGUAGCCCUUUAACAUCAAUUCUGUACUUUCGCUAAAAGACACAUAAGAGGAUUUACAGCAGGAUUGUGUCUUAUUACAAACACUAACAAAUACCACAUUGUGUUCAUUAAUGGUAUAAAUAAAGCAGAAAUAUUUC
Messenger RNA from Pangasianodon hypophthalmus (striped catfish), 2281 nucleotides. Its product is annotated as tripartite motif-containing protein 16-like protein. Bases 63 to 1427 code for a protein of 454 amino acids. The transcript has 6 exons. The record is from RefSeq and is a predicted model, not a curated record. Gene Ontology annotation, molecular function: protein binding. Lineage: Eukaryota; Metazoa; Chordata; Actinopteri; Siluriformes; Pangasiidae.